Striga hermonthica is the source of this 387-nucleotide messenger RNA. NCBI's taxonomy places the organism in Eukaryota, Viridiplantae, Streptophyta, Magnoliopsida, Lamiales, Orobanchaceae. The record is from the annotation of a GenBank genome assembly.
AUGGAGGCACAAGAAGAAGAAAAUCAACACAGAGAAAUGCAACUACUCUCCCCACCACACGCGAAAUCCCAGCCGCCGCUCGACCUCCGGCUGUCCAUAAGCGUGGGCCCGCGCCUAACGAAGCUGCAGGACGUGGGCCCCGCGGAAGCCCUGAGGUGGGAGGUGGCCGAGCAGAUCCGGCUGGCGGCCGUGGAGAGAGCGUACGCAGAGCGCGUGCGGGAGCUGACGAGGCGCGAGAUGGAGGCUGCCCACAACGAGUUCGCCCGUGCGCGCGCCAUGUGGGAGAGGGCUCGGGAGGAAGUCGAGCUGGUCAACAGGAUGAAGGACCGCGCGGCUCGUGAGGUGGAGGUAACAUGCCAGUCGUGCCGCCAAAAGUUCAGUCCUUGA